Messenger RNA from Fundulus heteroclitus (mummichog), 2133 nucleotides. RefSeq names its product insulin-like growth factor binding protein, acid labile subunit (gene igfals). Gene Ontology annotation, molecular function: protein binding. Gene Ontology annotation, cellular component: plasma membrane. The coding region runs from base 110 to 1843 and encodes 577 amino acids. The transcript is spliced from 2 exons. Lineage: Eukaryota; Metazoa; Chordata; Actinopteri; Cyprinodontiformes; Fundulidae. The record is from RefSeq and is a predicted model, not a curated record.
GGGCUUGGCAUUCUUUCCAUUCAGCAUACAAACAAUUGCACAAGCACCAGUCAUUCCGUGUUUCACAGCCUGUCCACUUUAAAUUGAGGCCACAGCAACUGAAGCUGGAAUGCAAACCAUUAUAAUUCUGGUGGUGUUGGUACUGGGAGCAUCCGCUGUGUUGCCAGACCCAGACACAGCCGGGGAGAAGGUGGCCCAGGAUCCGGUUCCCUGUGCAAAAGGCUGCAACUGUCUGCACGAUGAAUACAGCUUGGAGCUCAACGUCUACUGCAGUGCAAGGAACUUAACUCAAAUACCAGCUGACAUACCGCUGUCCACUCAUUAUCUCUGGCUAGAUGGAAACUUGUUUACUUCCCUCCCAGCGGCGUCUUUUAGGGAUCUAACCAAUCUGGACUUUUUGAAUCUACAGAGUGGCCAGCUGUCGACCCUUGAUCCUCAGGCUUUCAGAGGCCUCAGGUCCCUAGCACACAUGCACCUUGAGCGAAACCGCCUCCGUGGGUUGCCAAGUUCAAUCUUCCAGAACACACCUAACCUUGCUUCGCUUAGUCUGCACAACAAUCAGCUCAGUCGCAUUGAUGAGAGACUGUUUUCUGGGCUGUCGCACAUGUGGUUUCUCAAUCUGGGAUGGAACUCACUUACAGUCUUGCCAGAGACCGUUUUCCAUGACCUGACAGGUUUGCGAGAGCUGAACCUGGCUGGGAACCGACUCGCUUACUUGCAGCCGCAGCUAUUCCAGAAUCUUAACGAGCUUAAAGAGCUGGAUCUGACAGGAAAUUACCUCAAGGUUAUCAAAGCGAAUGUGUUUGUUAAACUCAUUAAACUGCAAAAGCUUUACCUGGCCCAGAAUCAGAUUGGGAGUGUGAUGCCCAGGGCUUUUAUAGGUCUAAAGUCGCUCAGGUGGCUGGACAUGAGAAACAACAGACUGACUUUAUUGCAUGAAGACACAUUCUUAGGCCUGUUCAGUCUUCAUGUGUUGCGCCUUUCCAACAACUCCAUCACCGGCUUAAGGCCAAGGACUUUCCGCACCCUGCAGUACUUGGAAGAACUAAGACUGAGUUACAACAAAAUUCGAGCUCUAGGGGAGAGGAUCUUCGAAGGACUUGGCCAUCUGGAGGUUCUGGAACUAGAUUACAAUCAAGUGCAAGAGGCACAAAUGGGAACGUUCAGUGGCCUGUCUCACGUGGCUGUCAUCAACCUAUCUGGAAGUUGCUUUAAAAGUCUGCCUGACCAAAUGUUCAAAAGUCUGCCAAAGCUUCACAGCCUACAUCUGGACCGAGGCUGCCUUACAAAGAUCACAGCUCUAGCUUUCAGUGGCCUCUCUGGUUUACGGAGGCUUUUCCUUCAGCAGAACAACAUCACUGUGGUGGAAGAUAAGAGUUUUGAGGAUCUGGUAGGACUCCUAGCUCUAGACUUAAGCUUCAACAAGAUGGAGGUUCUCACAGAUCACACUUUCUCUGGCCUUAGUAAUCUGGAGUACCUUCUCUUGUCCAAUAACGAGUGUCGUCAGUUUUUGCAGAAUGGAACAAAGCAGGUGCUUCCACGGCUGCGCUACCUGGACCUGCGAGCCAAUGCCUUGACAAGCAUAGUCACCAAUUUCUCCGAGAACAUGGAGAAACUCCUGCUGUCUGGAAACCAGUGGAAAUGUGACUGCACCACACUCCCACUCAGAAACUACAGCUUGCUGAAACCACAAGUCAUCCCUCGGCAAGUGGAGACCCACGCGGAGGGCGAAGAACCUGACAGCACGAUCACCAUAUACAACAACAUUACAUGCACCAGUCCACCACAGGCAGCUGGUCAGGACCUACGGGAUGUGGACAGCGAGCACUUCCGAAGCUGCUGAGGACGCUCAGACUUGUUGAUUAACACACAAUAGCUGCCAAUGUGUUUCUGGUUCACAUUAUAUCUUUGAAAGACUUUUAUUGAAAAAACAACAGGAUAUAACCACACACACACACACAUACAAAAACACACUUCUAAGGCACCCAAGCAAUGUUUGUUUUACAAAGUAAAUUCUCUGUCUCUGUUCAGUUUAUAUCAUUAUCUGAAAUAACUGUAACGAUUGUAAGUUUUGCAACUUAUGUGGAGACAAAUUUGCUGAAGAUAUUUAAUAAAAUAUUUUAGUGUGACCAA